AUGCUGGUAGAAGACGAUUUCCCCGUCUGUCCAGGUGGGUGGGGAGCGAUCGAGACGGUGGUGAACAAGCUGGAGAGGAGUCGAAGGAGGGGGGUGGUAAGGUCUGGGUUUGUGGGGACCGGAGGCAGCGGUCUAAUCAUACACCACACAUACCUCCCCCUCCUCAUCCGGAUCCUACGCGAUCAUUCCGCUCUGGAUACCCCCUUCCCAUCCCACGUUCAUCGGUUCGCACCGGACCAGAUCGUCCAAUCUUGCCUGAUCGGGGCUCCUGGGUCGAUGUGCGAACGCCGAGCUCGGUACUCCAACCACAACAACCUACACCCCCAUGUCGACUCUGAAUCUGACGCCGAUGAUGAUGAGGAUGGAGAGGAGACGGGGAUGAUCAUCACCAGCCGACUCGUGCUCGAUCAUAUCGGUGGGAUGGCGACGACGACCGAGGGCAAGAGGUUGAAUUCGGAUAGAUGGAGGUGUGGAUGGAGGCAUCCGUUCCACGGGUUCGACGGGGUCGAGGUGGUCGUCGUCGAUUAG
Filobasidium floriforme is the source of this 528-nucleotide messenger RNA. RefSeq lists its product as uncharacterized. NCBI's taxonomy places the organism in Eukaryota, Fungi, Basidiomycota, Tremellomycetes, Filobasidiales, Filobasidiaceae. The record is from RefSeq and is a predicted model, not a curated record. The transcript has 2 exons. The coding region runs from base 1 to 528 and encodes 175 amino acids.